CGAAAGCUCCGAAUAAUUUGCGCCUAAUGUCCUUACAAAGUAUCGAGGGCGGAAUAUGCCUCCUCGAAUAAGCCUGCAGCCCAUUGGGCGUCGCAGCUCAAUUUAUUUGAAAAGUCAAGCGACCGAGAGGAACUCAGUCUGUUUCUUUUGUUCGCUGUCUGGUCGAUCCAGCGCAGAACCGAGUCGUCGCCCGAGACCGAGACGAAAGUCGCAAAACCCUCGCCGAUUUGCUUCCACCACCACGAAUAAUACGACUAGCACAACUAGCACGGACCACAAUGUGCUCGAACCUCGGAGGGAAUUGGAAGAAACCCUUCUCGAACUCGAGAAACAUGCACCUAAUUAUAUAAACCUCUCCCGCCUACAAUUAGCCCUCAAUGGCUUGCGGCAACGACCAGGCGACGAAUCUAUAAGGGUUGCCGUAUUGGGUCUCUCAAAUGGCUCCGAGUCGAGCGAAGUUGCAAAACAAGUGCUAAGGCUUCUGCUCGCCGAUCCUUUGAAAGCUGAAGAGGAAUGGGAGAAAGAAGUCGCGAAGCAUGAUUUGACACAACCCAUGAUCAUACGGGUUGGAGCGGAGCUACCCAAAGAGCUUGAAUCCAUAUCAGUUGCUUCCAAGGAAAGUUCGCUACACGAGGUUAACGUCUCAUCUGCAACGUUGAAUGGCCACAAUCUAGAAUUGUUGCUCAUGGAGACGAACCCUUUUUUGUCUGCACAAGAAAUCGGGGCUUUAAAAGGGUCUGAGGAGUCGGUGCUCGUCCCCACAGUCGACAUCCCCACAUCUGAUACGGGGAGACACACUCCUAUCACAACGCCGGUACAUAAAGCUUUGAUCGUGGCGGAGGGCCUUCUAGGUGCUGCAUCGGUAGUAUCGAUGUCUCCGCUAGAAAACCAAAGCGUAAUCACCGCUGCCGUGAACCUACCAGAGUAUAAAUUAUCGGCAGAUACUUCUCCCUUGCCGUUUACUCCUAUUGAUAUCGGAGUUGCGAGUAUCGGGCUGGGUCUUGUUCGCAAAGAUCUCAAGAAUGCCAUCGAGUUCGAACACUUAUGGUUUCAAAGUAACAUACCGAAAUUAGUUGACUGGUUAAAGACCGAUAUAAUGGCUUCAGAUGAGGGCACGACUAAACCACCUGUGAAAGACCUCAUCGACUCGUUGCUAAGGAAUACAUCUGCAGCUAUAGAAAACGAAGAAGCACGCCAAUUCGGCUCGUCAUUAUCUCCUACAACACCUACGUCACUCCAAAGUAGCCUUGACGAUUGGGCAGAAAGCGCACAUACCGAAUUGCAGGAACAACUUGACAUAGCAUUCUCCAGUAAACGAUGGCGUAAACUUGGAUGGUGGAAAUUAUUUUGGCGGGCAGAUGACGUGGGCAUGCUUACAAAUGAUAUUCUCAGUCAAAGGUUCCUUCUAGCGUCAGAGAGAAAUGCCAUAUUCCUCGCCGGGAGGAUGAAAGAAUCUGGAAUCGCCUUAGGUCCCUUUCCAAAUCCCUACACUACUGACGAAAAUGGCGCCGAGUCGAAACAAUUAGAGACCCAGGCGCCUACUCCCGCGACGGCCCCUUGGCCAGUUAGCAUUCCUACAACAAGGCGAUAUCUUCAAACGAAAACGAUACCUGCUUUACAGGCGCUUUCGCAAAAGCUCAUAGUGCAGACGCUAGGUACAUCGGGACUUACUACGGCGCUAGGCGCGCUUAUUUAUCUGAGCACGUUGACUGCGACGCUAUACGAAGCCGGUGCGGUUGCCGCCCUAGGUAUCGUGUGGAGCAUGAGACGCAUGCAAAAGCAAUGGGAGACUGCGCGGACGUUCUGGGAAGGUGAGGUGAGAGAAGAAGGCCGCAAAGCCGUCCGAGAUGUCGAAGGCGUGGUCGGCGACGCUCUUAAACAGGGCCGUGCCCCUAAAGACGAAGCUGAGGGCCAAGAUAGUUUAACUAGAGCUAAAGGACUGGUGAAGCGUGCUCAGGAGAUCUUGAGCAAGCUGAAGUGAGAUAGGUUAUCCACUGUAUGAAUAAUGAUUGUACAUUGAUCAUGAUACCAAUAGACGCAACACCACACACCGCACUGUGCUUCCGAUUUGAUUUACGGGAUCAAGCGCCUAUGAAUCUGUUGGACUG
Molecule: messenger RNA, 2108 nt
Organism: Annulohypoxylon maeteangense
Lineage: Eukaryota; Fungi; Ascomycota; Sordariomycetes; Xylariales; Hypoxylaceae
Exons: 1
Coding region: 56-1981 (641 amino acids)
Source: RefSeq, a predicted model, not a curated record